Messenger RNA from Phodopus roborovskii (desert hamster), 1828 nucleotides. It is a transcript of the gene Otub1, whose product is annotated as OTU deubiquitinase, ubiquitin aldehyde binding 1. The record is from RefSeq and is a predicted model, not a curated record. The coding region runs from base 110 to 925 and encodes 271 amino acids. Gene Ontology annotation, cellular component: nucleus. Gene Ontology annotation, biological process: protein K48-linked deubiquitination; negative regulation of double-strand break repair. The transcript has 7 exons. Gene Ontology annotation, molecular function: ubiquitin binding; cysteine-type deubiquitinase activity. NCBI's taxonomy places the organism in Eukaryota, Metazoa, Chordata, Mammalia, Rodentia, Cricetidae.
AGCCUGUUGCUAGGGGCGUUGCGAAGGAGGGGCCACGAGGAGGGGCUCCCUUCCGGGAGGAGGGCGAUUGAUAACCCGGAAGCGGUCGGCAGUGCGGCGCUGUUUAAAGAUGGCGGCGGAGGAACCUCAGCAGCAGAAGCAGGAGUCGCUGGGCAGCGACUCCGAAGGUGUUAACUGUCUGGCCUAUGAUGAAGCCAUUAUGGCUCAGCAGGACCGAAUUCAACAAGAGAUUGCUGUGCAGAACCCUCUGGUGUCGGAGCGGCUGGAGCUGUCAGUCCUGUACAAGGAGUAUGCUGAGGACGACAACAUCUACCAACAGAAGAUCAAGGACCUCCACAGAAAGUACUCAUACAUCCGGAAGACCAGACCUGAUGGCAACUGCUUCUAUCGAGCAUUUGGCUUCUCCCACUUAGAGGCACUGCUGGAUGACAGCAAGGAGCUGCAGCGGUUCAAGGCUGUGUCUGCCAAGAGUAAAGAGGACCUGGUGUCCCAGGGUUUCACUGAGUUCACAAUCGAGGACUUCCACAAUACGUUCAUGGACCUUAUCGAGCAGGUGGAGAAGCAGACCUCAGUAGCUGACCUGCUGGCCUCCUUCAAUGACCAGAGCACCUCAGACUACCUUGUGGUCUACCUGCGGCUGCUCACCUCAGGCUAUCUGCAGCGAGAGAGCAAGUUCUUCGAGCACUUCAUAGAGGGUGGCCGCACUGUUAAGGAGUUCUGCCAGCAGGAGGUGGAACCCAUGUGCAAGGAGAGUGACCACAUCCACAUCAUCGCUCUGGCCCAGGCCCUCAGCGUGUCCAUCCAAGUAGAGUACAUGGACCGUGGUGAGGGCGGCACCACCAACCCACACGUCUUCCCUGAGGGCUCCGAGCCCAAGGUCUACCUUCUCUACCGGCCUGGACACUACGAUAUCCUCUACAAAUAGGGCCGGCUGGCCUGUUGCGUCCUGCCUCCCUCCCCCGCCAGAUGCUAGACAUGUACAGAGGGUCUUUUGGUUUGGUUUGGUGUUUGUUUUUUAUUUGGGGUUUGUUUUUCUUUUUUUUUGUGGUUGUAAAUGGUCUUAUUUCACCCCUCCCUUCUCCCUGCCACACAACCUUCCUUCCUGUUUUAUUAAAGGGGAUGCUGGUGGUGAGCCGACUGUGUGUUUCCCUGCUCUGCUGCCCUUCCCUACCUGCCCGCUGGCUGCUGUAUGUCUGGCUGUCCCUUCCCCCUCCCCCCCCAGGGUGGGUCCCUCAGCCUUCCACCUAUCCACCCCUAAGCAUUUCUGCCAAGAGAAUUUUGAGGGGGCUAGGCCUCCAAGUUCCUUAUAGUUCUGCUGUCUCCUCACCCAUGGGCCUGCCCCCUUUCCUCCUUGACUUUACAGGGGUUCCAUGGGAACUUUUCAAAUUCCUUGGGAACUUGGCUGGAGGUCUCAGGUCACCCACACUCAAAGCUGCCCCUUAGAGUUUGCUAUUCUGGCCAGGGCUUCCAGAUCACAGCUUUCUGCCCACCUCCAGGAGUCUGCAUGAUUGAGGAGUCCUGAGAUGAGAGGGUUAUGGGAGGAGGCUGGCCCAGCUAGAUGGAGGAGCUAUUCAUCCUCACUGGGCCCCAGGAAGAACUGACUUGGUAUGAGAGGAACAUAAGCCUGGUUCAUAUCUAGGCAGGGCUUGCCUGUUCCUGUUCCCCAGAGCUCCCUGCCUGUGCUUGCUCCCUCUGCACCCUCUUUGCUUGGGCCAUAUCUGCAUUACCUGCCUUGCCUUCUCCUCCCCACCCCCAGCACUUGUGGGGUCUCAGCCCAGGCUGUGAGCUCCUUGGGGGUGGGCCCUCAAUAAAUGUGAAGUGCUGCCCA